Helianthus annuus (common sunflower) is the source of this 531-nucleotide messenger RNA. RefSeq names its product histidine-rich glycoprotein-like. Bases 1 to 531 code for a protein of 176 amino acids. The record is from RefSeq and is a predicted model, not a curated record. The transcript has a single exon. Lineage: Eukaryota; Viridiplantae; Streptophyta; Magnoliopsida; Asterales; Asteraceae.
AUGCCACCAAGAGUUAGAGGAAUGGGACGUGGAAAAGGUCCGAUGAGGGGAGGACCAUCAGGACAUAUACCCUCUCAUUCUCACAGCUCAGAUCCUUACCACGGUUCGGGAAAUGCUUACUCGUCACAACCAGCGAGACAUUCUGUCUCACAUGACUCAUCACCAUCUAACCAUCAUUCCUACCAUUCUCAUUAUUCCCAUCAAUCACACCAUUCACAACAAUCCCAUCAUUCACACUCCCACUCAUUUCAUGGGUCUUUUGACCCAAACCUGUAUAUUAACACACCUCCAGCUGCUCAGAACCAGUUGGACCAAUAUAAUGAGCCGGACGAAGACUCAGAUCCGGAGAUGCCACCAUCGGGGUCACAUAUGCACCCCAUUGAGAUUUCUAGUGGUUCUGCGUCUUAUGCAGGAUCACCUUACCAAGGUCCUAACGAAUGGGACCAACAUUGGAACCAAUUCACAUUCGAGAAUACACCUCCCUAUCAUUCCCCGACACUGCCUCCGCCGCCUCCACAAGAGGACAUGUAA